AUGACUAGACCCCCCUCGCACGCUGUCAGUGAUGACUGGUCAACAUAUCUCAAGCUAAUGAGGCUACACAAGUUCCCUGCAGGAAGUAUACUUGUGUUUUGGCCGUGUGCAUGGGGAGUCACUAUGAGUGCAUCUAUCACGCAUAUGAAACCAUCCCAGGUCGCCACUCAGCUUGUGCUGUAUUUCAUUGGUAGCACCAUUCGUCACAACGCCGCGUGUAUAUGGAAUGACAUAUGCGAUCGUGAAUUCGAUCGUGAAGUCGAACGCUGCAAAACGCGGCCUCUUGCUGCCGGGACGGUCUCCAUGACGGGGGCGGUAACCCUGCUGAUAUCACAGCUUGCGCUUGGAAUAGGCCUGUUGUUAUAUGCUGGGCCCGCUGCGACGCGAAUGGGUUUGAUUGGGCUGGUAUUCCUUGACAUGCCCUACCCUCUUAUGAAGCGUUGGACUUCUUGGCCGCAGGCAUUUCUCGGUCUUGCCAUGACUUGGGGACUUCCUGUUUCGUGGGUUUCCAUCGUUGGUCAGAUAGACUGGGACGUGAUUCCAAUUCUUUUCCUCGGAAGCGUCAGUUGGUCUAUAUACUAUGACACAAUAUACGCCUGUCAGGACCGACGCGAUGAUAUCAAAGCGGGUGUUAAGUCCACCGCAGUCUUGUUCGGAGACUAUGUCCGGCCGAUUCUAUCCUGCUUCGCCAUGCUCUUCGUUGCCAGCCUCGCCUUCGCCGGACUGCAGAACUCUCAGGGCCCGUUGUACUUCAUGAUCACUGUCUUUGGCACCGCAGUUCACCUAGCAUGGCAACUGGUAACAAUUGACUUCGAUGUGGGCUCACAGUGCUGGAAGAUGUUCAACGCGAAUGGUGAUCUCGGCUAUAUCAUAUGGGGAGGGAUGCUGGCGGAUUAUCUGCAUAGGAGCGCAGCAGUCAUGCAGUGA
Postia placenta MAD-698-R-SB12 is the source of this 927-nucleotide messenger RNA. RefSeq lists its product as hypothetical. The record is from RefSeq and is a predicted model, not a curated record. NCBI's taxonomy places the organism in Eukaryota, Fungi, Basidiomycota, Agaricomycetes, Polyporales, Adustoporiaceae. Gene Ontology annotation, molecular function: 4-hydroxybenzoate polyprenyltransferase activity. Gene Ontology annotation, cellular component: mitochondrial inner membrane. The coding region runs from base 1 to 927 and encodes 308 amino acids. Gene Ontology annotation, biological process: ubiquinone biosynthetic process. The transcript is spliced from 7 exons.